Messenger RNA from Fonsecaea erecta, 1878 nucleotides. RefSeq lists its product as hypothetical. The transcript has a single exon. NCBI's taxonomy places the organism in Eukaryota, Fungi, Ascomycota, Eurotiomycetes, Chaetothyriales, Herpotrichiellaceae. The record is from RefSeq and is a predicted model, not a curated record. The coding region runs from base 1 to 1878 and encodes 625 amino acids.
AUGUCCGCUCGUUCUCUGCCCGUCUUUGGCGCACUCUUCCUCACACUCACUGCAGCUCAAAACACAGUCUCCCUCGCUAUCACCGCCCAGCCCACCUCAGGCGCCUCCGGAAUCAUCAGUCCUUCGUUUGCCGGCUUCGGGAUCGAGUCCUCCAAUCUCUUCUCCUUCACGGGCGGCAGCAACGAGAACCAACUCACCAAGAACUUGUUGGAGAAUUUGGCAAACUACACAGGUACUCCGCCGCACCUGCGCAUUGGAGGCAAUACUCAGGACUAUUUCGUCUACGAUGCCGAUCAAGAUGACUAUGCGUGGGAGUCCAAUCCUCACUCGAUUGGACAGGGCGCCUAUGCCAGCGAUUCGAUGAUCAUUGGCCCCAAGUUCUUCGAGGUGAUCAAUCGCUUCCCUAGCAAUACACCCAUUACCUUUGGCUUGAACCUGGCCUACUCGGAAUCCGACUAUAUCGAGCAGAUCACCACCAUGGCGAAACAAGCCGUCACUCGAUUGGUUGACGUCAACCUGGUGUCGUUUGAGAUUGGCAAUGAGCCUGAUCUGUAUCUGCAGAAUGGUUUCCGGACAGGCAAUUGGGGUGGGCAGGUGUACACUCAAGAGUGGCUGGACCGAGCAGGUGCUAUCUGGGAACAAGUCCUGCGGCCGAACAACCUCCCCAGCAAUUUCUUUGAGCCGGGGGCCACUGCUUCAACCAUUGGGACGUCUUUCGAGAUCCAGGACUUGGAUGAGUUUGGCAUCACUGUCAAGGCCAAUGGGUCGUCGAAACCGUAUAUUGCCAGCUGGAACCAGCAUGAUUAUUACUAUUACAUUGGAGUGUCGACCUAUCCACUGACAGCCUACGAUUUUAUGACCCUGUCCACGACCAACGACCAGUUCGCUGCGUGGGUAUCACAGAUCCAGCAAGCACAGGCCACGGAUUAUCCGUAUGCUCUACGAGAGAUGGGCGUGGUUGGACCGAUUGGCUUGAGCGACAUUACCGACGUCUUUGGAGCUGCACUGUGGUCCCUCAAUUUCUUCCUCUAUGCCGCCACCCUCAAUAUCUCUUCGGUGCAGAUGCAUAUGACCGACAACAGCAACGCUAGUGCCUGGCAGCCAAUCCCGUAUUAUGGCAAUCAACCAUUUGUGCGACCCAACUACUAUGCAUUCGCGGCAUUUGACCAAACCAUCGGACCGACCUGCCAGGCCCAGGUCGGCGGGUAUAUCAUUCAGAACCCUCCCGCGGCAUAUGGCGGCCGAAUCGCGGCCUACUCGGUCUAUCAGGCCGGCACCCUGGCUUCGAUCGUCCUGAUCAACUCGAAUCCGGCCAACGUGUCGGAACCGAACAAGCCGAGCCUCACCUGGGACUUGUCCCUGCCAAAGCAGUUUGCUGGACAGGAACUGUACUUGGCUUAUCUCACCAACGACGGAGCGGAUGCCAAGCACGGUACGACGUGGAACGGCAUCAGCUACGAGAAGAGCGGCAAUGGUACACCAACCCGAGUGAACAACACGGUCGAAAGAGUCAAAAUUGGCAGUGACGGCAGCGCCAGCAUCGUGGUUCGGGAUUCCCAAGCUGUCAUUGCCAACAUUGGGUCUCCGGUCGGCCAGCGAAAGCCCAACGCCAGUGCCUGCUCCAAGCUUGCAGCCAGCAUGCCCGAUGCUAGCCCUGUCACGAGCCCCGUGGGUACAAGCGCACCUGCUCCAACAUCUACUUCUGACAGCUCCGCCUCAUCGAGCCAUUCAGAUAGUUCCGCCCAGUCGAACGCCGCAUCGACAACAGGCAGCAGUUCACGUGCGAGCACCACGAGUGGAGUUGCGGGCCUUUCUACGAUGAUGUUAACGACAAUGGCUUCCGUGAUGCUGACUGGAGUCUAUCUUCUCUGCAUAUGA